This is a messenger RNA of Nicotiana tabacum (common tobacco), 1120 nucleotides long. RefSeq lists its product as uncharacterized. Gene Ontology annotation, molecular function: ATP binding; protein serine/threonine kinase activity. The record is from RefSeq and is a predicted model, not a curated record. Lineage: Eukaryota; Viridiplantae; Streptophyta; Magnoliopsida; Solanales; Solanaceae. Gene Ontology annotation, cellular component: EKC/KEOPS complex; nucleus; cytosol. Gene Ontology annotation, biological process: protein phosphorylation.
GACGUACAGUUGGUCGUUUUGAACUGGUAAAGAAUUGUCCCUCUGCUUUCCGUCUCAUAUUAUUCUCUUAAGAUAAUUUUGUUAGAGGAAAUUAUAAUGGAAACCGAUUCAGAAGUAAAAGAAAGCUCCUUAAUUUUGAUUAAGCAAGGUGCCGAGGCUAGAGUCUUUGAGACAUCUUUUGUGGGAAAGAGGUGUAUAGUUAAGGAACGGUUCUCGAAAAAGUACAGGCAUCCGAUUUUGGACACAAAGCUCACUCUCAAACGAUUAAAUGCGGAGGCCCGAUGUAUGUCUAAAGCUAGGAAGCUAGGGGUUUUAACUCCAGUUCUUUAUGUUGUUGAUGCUAUAUCGCAUUCGCUGACAUUUGAAUAUGUGGAAGGCGCUUCGGUCAAGGACGUACUUCUCGAUUUUGGAUUACAUGGUAUAGUUGAAGAAAGAAUGAAUGACAUUGCGAUUCAGAUUGGUCGUGCAAUUAGCAAACUCCAUGAUGGUGGCCUUGUUCAUGGUGAUUUGACCACAUCAAACAUGUUAAUCUGCAAGGAUACCAAUCGAUUGGUAUUGAUUGAUUUUGGUCUGAGCUUUACAUCAACCCUUCCAGAAGAUAAAGCAGUAGAUUUAUAUGUACUUGAACGAGCGUUGCUUUCUAUGCACUCUUCAUGUGGAAAUGUGAUGGAAAAGAUACUUGCUGCGUACAGGAAAUCCUCCAAACAAUGGUGUUCAACAUUAAAUAAGCUUGCCCAAGUGCGACAAAGAGGUAGAAAGCGUACCAUGGUUGGAUGAGCUGUCUCAACAAUCUACUCCAUACAUAGCUACUCCGAGCAUUGCUGGGCGGCAAAACAAAUAUGCUGCUCGAUAUUGACAGGAAUAUGAAAGACAAUUAUGUUAUGGUUGAGCGGUGUGAUGCAGCUUUGGUGAUGAAAUAUUUGGAUGUAUCCUGUUAUUACUAUUUAUAUGCAUGAAGAGGGCUCUUUUUUUAAGUGUACCUUUCAAUUAUAACGGUGAUUAAAUUCAGUUUAAACUGGUGCAAAUUUCACUAUAAUAGCAACUUGUUUUAGAUAAUGAGCUUAGCUAUAUUGACUUCUAUUUUGUAAUAUUAACGUAUUUUAUAGUUUUGACGGAUUAA